Molecule: messenger RNA, 7053 nt
Organism: Xyrichtys novacula (pearly razorfish)
Lineage: Eukaryota; Metazoa; Chordata; Actinopteri; Labriformes; Labridae
Source: the annotation of a GenBank genome assembly
AGAGGAGCAGGGUUACGUACUUGUGCUACGUGUCAGGAAACACUGUUGACAACAUGGCGGCGCAGCAGAGUGAUGUUGACGAGCUCUUCGAUGUGAAAAAUGCCUAUUAUAUCGGCAGCUAUCAACAAUGUAUAAACGAGGCUCAAAAAGUGAAGGUGAGUAUCUAACUGCAUCAGCAGACUGUUUUAAAAUAUAUCAGUUUAUUUGAACGUCUCUGGUUAACUGAAGCUAACAUCUCUAGCAAGAAUGCUAACUGUGCUCGGAACUAUUUUGCUGUAAAAUCCUUAAUUUCAGUCUGUUUUUCUGUCUUCAAAGCCCUCGAGCCCAGAGAAGGAGACCGAAAGGGAUAUGUUUUUGUACAGAGCUUAUAUUGCCCAGGUAAAAGACGAUUUUCUCCUCGUAUAGUUCAGUGUCCAAUAGUGCUCCAUUAGCCUAAUUUUAAUGAAUCGACAGAAAUUGUACAUUAUUCUUUACCAUAGCGACUUGUCUCUUUAUUACAUGAUCUCAAACCCUGCUGCUCACCUCCACCUGUUCUGAUUUCCUGUGCUACAGAGAAAGUAUGCUGUUGUCCUGGAUGACAUCAAGGCUAACUCUUCACCCGAGCUCCAGGCUGUCAGGAUGUUUGCUGAGUAUCUGUCCAAUGAGAGCAAAAGGUACGAGGUUGUAUUUUACAUUUAGGUGAACGGGAGAGUGACAUACGGUUGAAUGAUUGGUCUAAUAAAUGUAAUACAGUGUAGACUCACUUUGAUUAUGGGAAUGCCCAACAAUAGAACUUCUCAUCUCUGCUUAUAACAAUGGCUUUAGUCAUUAAUACCCGACUCUUGAGGAGUUUUCAUGCCUGACCAGAUCGUGCUCAGCAUUUCGCACACCCUAAAGGUAAACACGGUCUAUGCUGGAGUUGUACUGCUGAUGAUGAGUCCUGCUUUUACAUGCUUGAGCUGUAAAAUGCAAAUGCAGUGAAUGAAAUUGACUACUACCAGUUUGCACAAGUUGUCAAUUGUCUUUGGUGUCAAACUUUGUUCAUUGUACAUUAACUUAAUGUUUUUUAAUAAAAGGAAAGCAUUGUGUACACUUUAUUAUAUGUAAAUUCUGCUCAAUAUUUAAUAUGUUACCCAACGAAUGAGUUCUUCACUGUCUUUAGAGUCCUGGUUGUUAUUGUGACUGUACAUUAUCUAGCAGCCUCUCUUGCAGAUCAUGCUAUGUGCUAAAUUAGAGCUUCAUUAGUUGUGAAACAAAGAUUAUCUAUAGUGUAUAGUCUUUAUUUUAGCUGGUAUUUUUGUUGUUGUUGCAGGGAUGCUAUUGUUGCUGAUCUAGAAAAGAAGAUGGCUAAGAGUGUUGAUGCUGCCAACACCACCUUCCUCCUCAUGGCUGCCUCCAUCUAUUACCAUGAGAUGAACACAGAUGCUGCUCUAAGGACUCUGCACCAAGGAGAAAGCCUUGAGUGGUAAGAACAGAUUAAAAGGGUUUCAAGAAAGUGUUGGCACAACCGCAAAGAAGUCUACCAGCUGGGGAAGUUUUUACUACUCAAUUCAAAGUAAUAUUAUAAGUUGCAAAGUUGUUUAUCCUUGUUCUGUGUAACAGAAAACACAUCACUUGCUCUCCAUGUGUCCACACAGGUAGAAAAGUCAUUGCCAUAUUAUUUCUGUGUCAAAUCCACUUUGGGCUUUGACACUGAUUUUCCAAAUGCAGAGGUUUACUAUUACAAGAUAUUCUAAUGAUGUGUUUUAUGACAAUUGAAAGCAGCUAAAGUAUGAACAAGGCUGUCAAGAAAAACAAUAGAUGCAUUUGCAUACAUUUGCAUUUAUAUGAACUCAAUUUGCAAUGAUAUACUUCAUGUUUACAGAUUUACGAUGUAUAAGACAUAUGAAACAUACAGCAGUUUAUAAACACAUUGAUUUGUUAGUUUUUGAGUCACUGAUUACUCUAGAUGGGUCACUGGGUUUGUCAGGUUGAAGACCAAAUUUACCUAAACAUUUGUUUGUUUUUCAGCAUGGCCAUGAGCAUUCAGGUGUUGCUGAGCUUGGAUCGGGUUGACCUUGCUAGGUACGGCAAUAAACAUCAACAGCGCAUGAUUUGCAUCAGAUUGUUAAGGCAGCUUUGUUAUUUGACUACUCAUGGAAAACAUGCAGGUGCUCUGUAAAUGUGCCUCUGAUAUUAUUCAACGGUUAGCAUGUUGACCAUUGUGAAUAUUUAAAAAAAAAAAUUGCAAGGGAACAUGUUGAUUCUUGAAUUUAAGCAAGGUUAGCAAUAUUAGGAGAAACUCUUUCCUUUUGUGUGACUUUGUGUUCUCUGGUUGACAGAAAAGAGCUGAAGAAGAUGCAGGAGCAGGAUGAGGAUGCCACUCUGACCCAGCUGGCCACAGCUUGGGUUAAUAUUGCUGUGGUGAGGAAACCAGAUAUUUAGCUGCAUUUUUGUUACAUCUAAAAAAAACAUGAAUCAGAUGAGAUAAUUUAAAGGUCUACCAUAUAGAAAAUGUCAUGCAUUUGUCAGUGAAUGACAGGGACGCGUAUUGUGAUUUAGUGAACCAUAAACUGGUGAAACGAAUAUCAGGAUGGACAGUGCGAGUAGUAAUAACUAGUGCAGUAUAAAGCUUAUUUUAACAAACCGCUUUUGAAAGGAUCCGAUCAAGGUGCAGUGUUCCUCCUGGCACCAGUACAAGCCCAAAAUUAAACGAGUAGCUGUUAUCUUCUUCUCUUGUUGUUGGCUUUUUAACAUGAUCACAACCUCAAAGAAACAAUUCUCUUGUGUAAAUUCCUUUACAAUCUGUUUGUUUCAGGGUGGAGAGAAGCUGCAGGAUGCUUACUACAUCUUCCAGGAGAUGUCUGACAAAUAUUCGUCUACACUGCUACUCCUAAACGGGCAGGCGGCCUGCUACAUGGCCCAGAACAAGUGGGAGGAGGCUGAGGGAGUGCUGCAGGAGGCACUUGACAAGGUUAGAGGACAGUAGUUUGUUUUUGUCCCUCUUAAAUUUCCGACAGCCACACAUUAUGUUAUCCUACUUCGUGUUAAGCCCAGUUUGUUUCGCGGAAGCUCUCACUGUCUUGUCAGUUCGGUGUUCCUGUCAUACUCUAUAGUUAAACACUUAAUAUCCUAUUCUGACAAGGUUAUAUAUUGAGCUGUGUUAAAAAAAUCGAUACGGCAGUGCAUCUUCUUGUACUGCGUGCAUCUUUGCUUAUGUUACAGAAACGAUGUGGCAGCAAAUGCUGUAAUGGCAGUUUUUAAUCAUGCGUUGCAUAUGGUGCAGUGCAUAACAUAGACUGCAGGUGGCAGUUGGAGUCCAACCUCAUCAUGUGGUGCACAUCUGAAAUCAACAAUCAACAUACACAAGUAGUUUACCAGAAAAGCAAAGGAAUGGGAGCAUUUAGGAUGAAAUACUGCAGCAACACAACAAACAUCCGUCAGCACAUGACAAGACACCAUUCUGAUUAGCUGUAUCUUACACAGCUAGUGCAGCGCCCCAAAAACACACAAUGGAGCUCUCAACUCAACAUAUCCCUCAACUUAUCAAAGGGGUCAAAAGUUGAAAAACACACUAUGUUUUAUUUAUAAGGACUUGAUCAGGCUUGAAGCAGCUGAUUGAUUAGGGUGAGUCAUGCUCUGUAAUCCCCCGUCAUUUGUUUGUAUCACAGAAACUGCUGAAGUAGAAAAGUUAAAUGAAGCUGUAAAGCAAAAACAUUUGACAUUCAUAUACUCAGAUCUGUUAUUAACUCCCUGAGAAAACAGUCAUCUGGGAUCGCUUUAGUCUCCCCUUCAUCUCCACUCCUGCAGUGCCUGUUGUGACAAAGGCAUACAUUUGCUCUAAUGUAUAACAUACACACAAGCUUAAAGCUGUUUACAACAUGGUAAGAGUCAGAGAUAACAUUGUUAGCCAGCCACAACAUGUCAAAUUGUAGAUGUAUUCAUAGAGCCAGCACUUAAAUCCGGACUUCAUGUGCAAUGAUUGUAGUAAAACAUUUUCCAAUCAUUGCUAAUUUACCAACCUUUAUGGACUAAUGUGUUACUGUAAUGGGAUUACAUUCUCCUGUAAUGCAGUAAUGGGAUGUAUCAAUAUUGCUGUCUUAGCAAUCACAUUACCUUUACUAAUAAAACAAUUAGCUUGUUACCUGCAUUACUUUGAACUUUUCAACUACCAGGGAGAACACUCAAACAAAUCAGAGACCCCUUUUAUAUAUUAUCAACUCUACAUAGACCUCUACAUCAACAUAAACCUACCUACAUGAGAGCUGAGUCCCUGUCUUUCUCUAUAACAAUGAAAGAUUUAACUGAAAGGAAAAUGGAAACAACUGUGUAUGUAUUAUAUUUGAUAUAAUUAUAUGUAAUAAAUGUAUAAUAUCAAAUAUGGCAUAUCAACAGAGCUUUAGGGAUGACAGUCAGGUCAGCCAGUUUGUGAGGUUCUUCAUUAAGAGCAAAUGAUCUGCUGUUUCCACUGAAACAGCAGAUGGCGCUAUAGACUCUUUCUUGGUCCUCAGUUAGUGCUCAAAACCAAACCAGGGUCAGCUGGAACUGCUAAAAACUGAAGUGCCUGUUUUGGCCAACUGCAGUGAACAUUUUUCUCCCUCUUUGAUUAUGUUUUAUUUUUCACUUACAUUCAGCCUUCCCCGCAAAAGCCAAGCGUAGUAUUUCUGCUCAGUGUGACAGGUAAUUCAUGGAUGACUUGAAUGAGCAGCCUGAUGCAAAGCAUUCUGGUUAAAUUUUUACAGGGUGUCAGUUACUCAAUCAAGUUAUCUUUCACACAACAGAUAAGAGUGUAACAAGGUUAUAAUGUCACUCUACAUGAAUGUCAGUGCUCCUGUCUUCUUAACAAAACAAGCAAAUGUUUAUUUUCUUGGCAAUGAGUGACAGGAAUUUUGAAAAAAUAUGAAGUGAAGUUAUGUUUACACGUGGCUUUUCUUGUGAAGGAAUAUAAAUCAUAUCAUGAGGGUUUUAUUUCAGUAAAGGGUAUGAACAUGUGAGGAUUGAUUUUCUGUUACUGCAUGACCUCCACUUUGAGUUUCUGAAGUCGUUCUUUGGUGAGAUUGACCAACUCCUUCUUUCUCCAUCUGUCUGCCUCCCCCCCUUUAGGACAGCAGCCACCCUGAGACGUUGAUCAACCUCAUCGUGCUAACUCAGCAUCUGGGCAAAGCUCCUGAGGUGAGACUUUGAACCAUCGACUGUUAACGAAGGAGCUGCUUUGAAAUUCCUCAGUUAAUCGGUUUCUUCAAUGAGACAAACUCAUCCGCAGUCAAAACAAACCCAAAAUCUUCCAAUAAUGCUCUGCACUUCAAUUGAAAAAAUGCUCUCCUCAGUCAUUUUCUGUUUGCUCUGAUUAAAGCAGGUGACGGUUUUCAAUGAGGUGAUUCCUUGAUUGCGUUAGUCCCGUAUCAUGGAAAAUGUCAUCUAAGCGUUUUCCUGUUUUAGUGCUGUGAGUGUUAUCCACUCAUGAACUCAGAGUUCGAAAGGAUAAAGACUCUAUCAGUUUAACGUUUGAUGAUCUUGAUAAUAACGCAAUAGAACGCUGACCAAAUGACACAAAGGAUCAUUUCAAAGUUUCCAAGUGUGAUAACCACUGAUUAGCACGCUGCACCAAAGGUUAGCUGGAAAUAGAAGUGUAACUCUGACACACAGGCCUCUGAGUAGAAGAUAGCAACCUUUGAAUGUACUUAGUUUAAAAGGAGGAAUGAGGAUUAUUUUCUUUUUGUUACAUUUGUGAAAAGAAAAGAGUCAAUAUUUCAGUGGUAUAAUGGUGAGGAUGCUGUAUAACUUACAGAUCCUGAAAUAAUUCAUAUUUGAAGACUUUGUGAACUAUUUUCCCUUUACAAUAUGAGAAUUAAUUUGAGACUGUCAGUGUUAUAAAAUUCUAUAUUUUUGUAUUAAUUUUUGCACUGUACAACUUUAAUUGCAUUUGAUAAUAUUUGAUUGUUGUGUAAUUAAAUAUUAAUUUAAUGAAUAAUUGAUUAUAGCCAAACUGCCCCACCACCUUUUAACUGAGUCUGACCUCUUUGUAGUAAGGAGAGCAUAGAUAACACAUAUGUAUGUAUUUGUUAAAUGAGUGUUUCCAGGUUCCUGAUGAACAGGUUUGAUUGUUCAAACUGUGUUAUGUUUUACACUCUUAUUGUCCCGGUCUGUAAAACAGGCUGAUAUGUCCCGUGUAUACAUGGCUCUUUUAUUUCUGUUUCCCCCUGUUAGUACUCUAACUUUUUAUAUCAUCUGUUAUGACAAUCCCCAGGUAACCAAUCGCUACCUCUCUCAGCUGAAAGAUGCACACAGAGCCCAUCCAUUCCUCAAAGACUAUUUAGCCAAGGUAAGUUCUUAUGCUUGUACGUAUUUGAUGCUGUUUAACUCGCACUGAUGCUGCUGACCUUUGAUAAGGGCUACUCAAGUUUAUUAGAUGUACGCAUUAUUGUUGACAAACCUUCAUAACCCCGACUAUGUCAUUAUUUGAUUACAUAGUGUACUUGUUUUGAUGAUUUUUCACAAGCCAGUGUCCUUGAAAUGAAGUCAUGUCAAAUAUUAAACUUUGAAUCUAGAGUAUGAAUCGUUGUCACUCAUUGUGUUGUAAUGAUGCUGGACUGCAGAUGUACAUCAACACUCCAAAACUAGGUUAGACUGUUACCAAACAAACUGUGUGAUUUACAGCUGUUCUUAUGGUUGAUGUUUUUCCCCUGUGUUUAACUGUUUCCUCUGCUCUUUGUUUUUCCUGCAGGAGAAUGAGUUUGACAGGCAAGUGAUGCAGUAUGCUCCCACUGCUACUGCAUAAAACCUCUGCUCUUGUUAACACCUAUCAUCAGUGGAUUUCAGUAUCACACCAUGAGGACUCUACAGUACUCCUUUUGUCUCGAACCUCUAUACCUAUAUUUGUUUUGAUAUUUUUACUUGUAAAGAAAGUGUAUUAAAAUGAAAAUUGGCUGUUUUAUUUAAACCAGAGCAGAGCUUGUCAUCACUCGGUGCAGAUGAAACACAUCUGCCUUUGUAUAUCCAGUCUUUAUAGAUUAACAUGUCUUUAGGAAGGUAUCAACAGACCUGCUAAAUGUAAGCAUUCCCUUUGAAAUGAUAAUAAAUGUUUCAUACCAGUGU